Molecule: messenger RNA, 4638 nt
Organism: Mustela erminea (ermine)
Lineage: Eukaryota; Metazoa; Chordata; Mammalia; Carnivora; Mustelidae
Gene: GSAP
Product: gamma-secretase activating protein
Exons: 31
Coding region: 213-2774 (853 amino acids)
Biological process (GO): positive regulation of amyloid-beta formation
Cellular component (GO): trans-Golgi network
Source: RefSeq, a predicted model, not a curated record
AGCCCGGCGUGCCCAGCUCGCAGCAGGCCUGGAGGAGGCGGCGCUCCGGGCUCCCCCGGGCCGGGCCGCAGCAGAACCGAAAGCGGCGGGCGCGGGGAGGCGGGGGAGAGGAAGGAGGGGCGGGCGCCGGGGGAGCUGGGCGAGGUGGCGCGCGGAGGGCCGGGAAUGCCCGCGGCGCGGGGCCCGAGCCGCCCGGUGGCCGCGUCCGGGCGAUGGCUCUCCGUCUGGUCUCCGACUUCGACCUGCGGAAGGACGUGCUCCCGUGGCUGCGGUCGCAGCGGGCGGCGUCGGCGGCCGCCGGGGCCCGAGGCGGCGGCCCAGGUGUUUUGGAAAAUAAUUAUGAGAGCUUACGUAUACUAAAUGUUGAAAGAAAUGAAAAUAUUAUUUAUACCUACAAGGAUGAUAAGGGAAAUGUCUUCUUUGGAUUGUAUGACUGCCGAACCAGACAAAAUGAGCAUCUCUAUACAUUUGAGAAAGACUUGCACGUUGUCAGUUGCUCUGUCAACAGUGAGAGAACUUUGCUUGCGGCAAGUUUAGUUCAUUUUACUAAAGAAGGAAGAAAGAACGAGCUUCAACCAGGAUCAAAGUGUUUAACUUUGUUGGUUGAAAUCCACCCUGUAAACAACGUGAAGGUUCUAAAAGCCGUGGAUAGCUACAUUUGGGUGCAGUUUCUCUACCCACAUGUGGAAAGUCACCCUCUUGCAGAGAACCAUCUGUUACUGAUUUCAGAAGAGAAAUAUAUUGAAAAGUUUCAUAUCCAAGUCAUCCAAGAAGAUGGAAAUAGAGUGGUACUUAAAGACUCUGGCCAUCUCCCAAGAGAGAGGGUAGCUGAGGAUUUUGUUUGGGCUCAAUGGGAUAUGUCAGAGCAGAGAUUAUACUACGUUGACCUGAAGAUGUCAAGGAGUGUCUUAAAAUGCAUCCAGUUUUCUGCUGAUGGAAAGUUUAACUUAAUGUUUGAAGCACCCUUGGAUAUAACAUUAAGUGACUCAGGAUUUAAACUUGUAAACUUUGGAUGUGAUGAUCUUCAAGACCAAAAGAACUUAUCCAAACACCUGACCCUGUGCGUUUUUACCAACCAUACAGGCACUUUGUGUGUAUGUUACAGUCCGAAGUUUGACUCUUGGGGAAAAAUCACGUAUACAGUGUUUUACUUUCAUAAAGGGCACAGCAAGACCUUCACUGCUGCUCUAAGGAGUGUAGACUCACAUGUGACUAAGGGCCUUACUUUUCUCAACCUUGACUAUUACGUGGCUGUUUACUUACCUGGUCAUUUCUUUCAUUUACUUAACAUUCAACAUCCGGACCUGAUCUGCCACAGUUUAUUUCUGACAGGAAACAAUGAAGUGGUUGACAUGCUACCUCAUAGCCCUUUACAGUCACUCUCAGGGUCCCUGGUACUGGAUUUGUGUUCUGGAAAGCUCUACAGGGCAGUCCUCAACCAGUCCUAUUUAUUACAGUUCCUAUGGAACACUCAGCUAGACUGUGAGAAGAUGGCCGUGUUGCACUGUGUCCUCUCCUGUGGCCGAGACCCCCAGUUCCUGGAAGCCAAGCUUAUUCAGUGGAUUUCUGAGAACGUCUCUGCCUGCCAUUCAUUUGACCUCAUUCAGGAAUUUAUAAUUGCUUCUUCAUAUUGGAGCAUAUAUCCAGAGACAAGUAACAUGGAUAAACUUUUGCCAUAUUCCUCAGUGUUCGCUUGGGAUACAGAAAUUCCUGGAAUAGCCCUUGUGACGGAAGAGAUCCCAUUGCCUUUCAUGAAGGUGCACAGCUUUAAGGGCUACUGGGAAAAACUGAACUCCAACCUAGAAUAUGUGAAGUACUCCAAGCCACGCCUGCUGUAUGACAACAGCAUGAUCCGGAAAGAAUGGCACAGCCUGAUCUCAGAAGAGAAAACCGGAAGAAGAAGGUCUAUGGUGUACAUGAGGAAUAUUCGUGAAAAUGCAAUGAAGGUGAUUUCUAACCUAGAAGCGAGGAAUUUGGAGCCAAGAUUAACACCCCUCUUCCAGGAGGAAGACAACCACCAGAGGCUGCUGAUGGGGCUGAUGGUGUCUGAGCUAAAAGACCAUCUUUUGAGACACCUACAGGGUAUAGAAAAGAAGAAAAUUGAACAGAUGGUUCUGGACUACGUUUCAAAACUGCUGGAUCUCAUUUGCCAAAUCCUGGAAACCAGCUGGAGGAAACACCAUCUUCACCCCCAGCUUCUCCACUGCAGGCGGGCCAGUGCUGCUGAAUUUACAGUCUUUCACCUCAUGACCAGGAUUCUGGAAGCUACUAGAACUUUGUUUUUACCUCUGCCUCCUGGUUUCCACACUCUGCAUACAAUGCUCGGCGUCCACUGCCUCCCCUUGCAUAACCUGCUGCAUUACUUCGAUAAUGGGGUGUUGCUUCUCACUGAAACAGCUGUCACAAGGCUCAUGAAAGAUCUGGACAAUUCAGAGAAAAAUGAAAAACUAAAAUUCAGCAUCAUUGUGCGGCUUCCCCCGCUUAUUGGUCAGAAGAUCUGUCGCCUUUGGGAUCAUCCUAUGAGUUCUAACAUCAUUUCCCGGAACCACGUGAGGGUACUGCUGCUGAACUAUAAGAAACAGCCCCGGAGUUCUAUGAUUGACAAAUCGCCAGGCAGUGUGGAGUUCCUGCCCCUGAACUACUUCAUUGAAAUACUGGCAGAUAUAGAAUCUUCCAAUCGAGCUCUGUUAGCUUUUGAAGGACAUGACAAUGUGGAUGCAAAAUUUGUGGAGGAAGCAGCUCUAAAACACACCACAAUGCUCUUAGGCUUAUAAAAAAGAACAUGCAGUUGUAUCUGCUUCCGAUGUUUCAGUCUUGCUCAUUAGCUUGACUUCCGGCAAGAGUCCUUUACCAAUAUUUACAAUUGGUAACCCAAAUCAGAAUACAUUGUUAAGCCAUCUGAAUUUCAGUCUGGUACUCAUUCAGGCAGAACUAAACUACUAAACCUCACCCUGGCUUUCAAAAGCAGACAAGCCAUCAAGUGGACAGGGGUGACAGAACAGUCUGAGAAGCAUGACAUGUCCUCAGGGCUGACUUACCGGCUUAUCUUCCUAAUGACUUCAUAGGCUCAAAGCGACUUUGUACUCACUUUUGCACUCUGAAAUAAAAUAUGCUUUAAAAAAUGUAGGGGACAGUGCUUAGAAGAACAAAAACUAGAUGUGUCACUGAAGAUAACACAUGAGAAACAGAAAAAUUCGUUACGGAAGGACUGUAUUUGGAAAGAGGAUACUUUUCCAAGAACUGAACUGGGAACUGGGAACUUGGACUGGGUCAAAUCUGGCUAUAUCCAGUAAUGGGUAAUUUGUCCCAUACAGCAGUGUACAUAACGGCCUGAAGAGUAGGAUUUGUCUUUGUGAUGGAACUGUGCUGUAAUAUGUUAAAGUUUUUUUGUAUUUAUAAAAAUUUGAUUUAGUGAUAUCUUGACAUUAAAAAAAAAAAAACAAAAAACACUGAAGGUUUUGGCCUGACUCUCAUUUUUUGAACAUAGUCCUUUUAUUCCAGCCAGGAAUCAUGAGCCCACAAGCAUGUUCUGUCUCUGAGGCCCCCAAGGACACCUAACUAGUUCUCCCCCUUUUCUUUUUUCUUCCCCCUCUCUUUUAUAGUGCUUCAUUCUGACCCAUAAUGGUGGUCGCUUGCCUGACUCAGCCCGUGCCCUUUGCUUUUCUCUCUUCACAGUUUCUCACAGGGAACUUGCGGAAUUGUCAUGAUUCUGAAUAUCACUAGGUAGUACAGUCAUUCAACCUCUCUUCCAAAAAACAUACUUGUGUCCCCAAAACUGCCCUCUCCUACAGAAUUUCCCUUUUUGGUCAAAUAUGUAGUUGUCACAGAGGCUCAAAAUAUCAGAGCCCUGUCAGCAUGUUAGACUCUCUUCUCUUGAGAAGAUCAUUAUUUUUCACCCCCUACCCUUUCAUACUUGCGUUGUUAUGCUGUCUUUCUGAAGUCCCUGUCGUCCAACUUAUAUUGAAACUGGUCCUGUCGCUCUUCUGCUCACAGCCAUUUGUUACAGGAUAAGACCCAAACUCCUCCACAUGCAGGGCUUCCUAAAUCCCAGCCUGACACGGUUCCCCCAACAUGAACAUGCUGUUCCAGCCAGGGCAGUUCGCUGGGCUUGAACAGCUUUUGUCUUCUUACUUCCGAGCCUGGCUCAGGCUAUUUCCCCCAUCUGGAAGUCCCUCCCCACUUACUGAAAUCUUAUAUAUGUUUAAGGGCAGAUAAACCGGUCCAUCAGUCUGUGACUCCCCACCAUGCCGGCACACGGUGGCCCCUUCUGUGUGCACCAGUAGCACAGACUGUAAUACUUAAACAUUCAUCCCUUUCUGUUAAAAAAUUAUAUUUCCAUUCUUACAUCAUUCCUAUAGGUCUAUUUUUUGGAUCUCUGCAACCCGGGAACUGUGUUAAAUAAAGUAUGCAGUGUUUCUUUGUGUUAAUCACACUGUUAUUUAUCAUGGGCACUAUGCUUUUUAAUAACUUUAUAAAACAACCAACUUAGAUUCAGGACUGACUUGGAGGCUGAGGAUGAGAUUAAAUUUCCCUCCAUUCUGGCAGGAUGGGGGCUUGAAACAGAUUAUGUUUCAUUUAGAAAAAAAAAAAGAAGAAGGAAUGUGGUAUUUCUCACUUCCAGAAUUGUGACACAAAAUC